AUGCCUCGCCGCGCAGCAAAUAGGUCACAGUCGACCCUCUCCUUUGGAGGUCGGGUCACCAAACCAGUCACCGCACCAUCUCAUAAAGCCAAGGCUCUCGAAUCAACCCCAUCGCUGCCCGACACCUCCCCCGCCACUCCCCCGGAGCCCCAGCAGCUGCCUGUCACCCCAAAUGAACCAUCUAAGCCUCAUGUCGCAGAGCUAGCGGUGCGACAACAGGCCGCAGUCGAACACCAAGCACCCUUAUCUGAAGAGGACAAGCGGGCACUGAAGUUGAACAAGCAGGAUAUCUGGCGAUACUGGCAGGCUCAAGAGAAGAGUCGCAUGGCACCUAGGGCCCACCAGGAAGGUAUGGAUGUAGAGGAAAAGAUUCUCCGACAUUUUGAUCUUUCCAGUCAAUAUGGGCCCUGUAUUGGAAUCGCACGAGUCAAGCGAUGGAGACGGGCUAAUCAGUUGAAGCUCAACCCGCCCAUCGAAGUCCUCGCAGUUCUUCUCAAGGGGAAGAACACCAAAGAGCGAGCACAUAUUGACGAAUUGUUAUCCUGA
Molecule: messenger RNA, 546 nt
Organism: Penicillium griseofulvum
Lineage: Eukaryota; Fungi; Ascomycota; Eurotiomycetes; Eurotiales; Aspergillaceae
Product: putative DNA polymerase delta subunit 4
Exons: 3
Coding region: 1-546 (181 amino acids)
Biological process (GO): DNA synthesis involved in DNA repair; DNA-templated DNA replication
Cellular component (GO): delta DNA polymerase complex
Molecular function (GO): DNA-directed DNA polymerase activity
Source: RefSeq, a predicted model, not a curated record